This is a messenger RNA of Protopolystoma xenopodis, 243 nucleotides long. The record is from the annotation of a GenBank genome assembly. Lineage: Eukaryota; Metazoa; Platyhelminthes; Monogenea; Polystomatidea; Polystomatidae.
AUGCAAAAUGCAGGUCUACACAACAAUGGAGUUCACACAUCAUUGCCUACCGAAAGGAUUUCCCAAUUAGGCUGGACUGAUUAUCAGCAGCUCGACCUGCGGGUUUCAAAGCUGGGCCGUGAGUAUCUUGGCGACACACCAUCACUCCGCAAGACCUUCGGCCACGGCAGCAAGGUUUCAGCUCGUGUUGGUGUGGUGGUGGAACGACGGGGCGAGGUGAAAACUGCAAUCCAGCCGAGAUGA